CCCAUACCUUCUCCAUGCACCGAACACAAAGUGCAGACACAUACACUCACAGUGUCGGAACUUGGAAGGGGCAGAAGCAGAAAACCGUAUACCUUUGCAGAAUGACGGGUCCCAUGGAGAUUCCGGUGAUCGAUCUCAGCGGCCUCAACGGCGGCGACGAGCAGAGGUCGCGGACACUGGCGGAGCUCCACGACGCCUGCAAGGACUGGGGCUUCUUCUGGGUGGAGAACCACGGCGUGGACGCGGCGCUGAUGGACGACGUCAAGCGCUUCGUCUACGGCCACUACGAGGAGCACCUGGAGGCCAAGUUCUACGCCUCCGACCUCGCCAAGAACCUCGACACCGCCACCGACGACGGCGAGGCUGAGGUGGAGCCGCCCUCCGACAAGGUGGACUGGGAGUCCACCUACUUCAUCCAGCACCACCCCAAGACCAACGUCGCCGACUUCCCGGAGAUCACGCCGGCGUGCAGGGAGACGCUGGACGCGUACAUCGCCCAGAUGGUGUCUCUGGCGGAGCGCCUGGGCGAGUGCGUGAGCCUGAACCUGGGCCUCCCGCCCGGCCACGUCGCCGGCACCUUCGCGCCGCCGUUCGUCGGCACCAAGUUCGCCAUGUACCCGUCGUGCCCGCGCCCGGAGCUGGUGUGGGGCCUGCGCGCGCACACCGACGCCGGCGGCAUCAUCCUGCUCCUCCAGGACGACGUCGUGGGCGGGCUCGAGUUCCUGAAGGGCGGCACCCACUGGGUCCCCGUCGGACCCACCAAGGGCGGAAGGCUCUUCGUCAACAUCGGGGACCAGAUCGAGGUGCUCAGCGGCGGCGCCUACCGGAGCAUCGUGCACCGCGUCGCGGCCGGGGACCAGGGCCGCCGCCUGUCCGUAGCCACGUUCUACAACCCAGGCCCCGACGCCGUGGUGGCGCCGGCGGCCAGCAUCCGGCGGGAGGACGCCGACGCGGCGGCGGCGUACCCCGGACCCUACAGGUUCGGGGACUACCUCGAGUACUACCAGGGCACCAAGUUCGGCGACAAGGACGCCAGGUUCCAGGCCGUCAAGAAGCUGCUCGGUUAAGCGAUCGAUCCAGCACCAGCAGCACCAGCUGCAUUGCCAGAGGCCAGCAGGCAGCUAGCUUAUUAGUUCGUGGAUUAUGCGUUGCGUUGCGUUUCGAUUUCGAGAUUGCUUCUUGUUGAUCCAUUGUCGAUCUGCAUAGUAUAUGCACUGGGGUCGCGUGUUUAAGUUUAUUUAGCAAAUCUUUUACGUAGUCAUUACUGGUACUACGUUCGUAUUCAGCUGUGGUGUUGACUAUACAAUGUUGCGGCUUAAUUAAUUGCGCAUCCCGUUUGGUGGA
Messenger RNA from Sorghum bicolor (sorghum), 1344 nucleotides. Its product is annotated as 1-aminocyclopropane-1-carboxylate oxidase 1. The record is from RefSeq and is a predicted model, not a curated record. The coding region runs from base 15 to 1067 and encodes 350 amino acids. Lineage: Eukaryota; Viridiplantae; Streptophyta; Magnoliopsida; Poales; Poaceae. The transcript has 2 exons.